AUGGAAGGAAUCGAGAUGAACGGUCACUCGGCUCCUCCAGCACCACCUUCAGAUGCGUUCGAAUGCCCUCCGUCUCCGCCUCCUCCACCUCCUGAUGAUUCGGGCGCUCCUCCGCCGCCACCGGAUACUGCACUCCCACCUCCGCCGCCAGAGGAUGCACCACCCGCUCCUCCACCAACAGAGCCUUUGAAAAAGAAAGCAGGAUGGGGUUCAAAAAAGCCAGCUGUAGCUCCGCUGAGUGUGGAAGAGCUCAUCAAGAAGAAGAAGGAUGCCGACGCUGCUGCCGCAAAGCCCAAAUUCUUGUCCAAAGCAGAACGUGAGAAACUCGCACUAGAAAAAAGAGCCAAGGAAGUGGAAGCUGAACGACAAGCAAAGGCGAAACCCAACGGGGCGUCCCAUAACGAGAUAUGGGUGGCCGAGUUCCUACAGGGCCACGCGCCAUGCGUAACGACAUUCCUACGGGUCCAGCUGCGUCGCGCAAUGGACCGGGACCUCGAAACAACAGGGACAUGGACCCGCCACCUCACCCCAAAAGCGAAGAACGCCAAGGGGGAGAAACGACCGAUGACAGAGGAAGAUCAGGCCGCGGCGCAGGCUGCGCUACUGAAACAGCGAUACAUGGGUACAGAACAGGUAUCAAACUUUUCUGCCAAGAAGAAGCGCAAGCGCACUACAGACCGCAAGUUCAACUUUGAAUGGAACGUCGAGGAGGAUACAAGUGGCGACUACAACCCCUUAUACCAAAGUAGACAUGAGGCAAACUUCUACGGACGCGGGCGACUUGCAGGAUUUGGAGAGGACGUUGCGGAUAGCAUGGCGCGCAAGUAUGCGCAGGCUCUUGAGACACAGGACCAAGAGUCGGGAAGCUUGCGUGCCAAGGAGAUUUUGGAGAUGGAGCGCCGUCGCCGUGAAGAGAGUACGCGCAACCAGCUCGACAAGCACUGGAGCGAAAAACGACUGGACCACAUGCGCGAACGUGACUGGCGAAUCUUCAAGGAAGAUUUCAAUAUUUCCACAAAGGGUGGCAGUGUUCCAAACCCGAUGCGUUCUUGGGAAGAGAGCAAUCUUCCGAAACGUUUGCUUGAGCUCAUCGAUCGGGUGGGCUACAAGGAGCCCACGCCAAUUCAGCGCGCCGCAAUCCCAAUCGCACUUCAGUCCCGAGAUCUUAUCGGUGUCGCUGUCACGGGUUCCGGUAAAACGGCCUCAUUCCUACUCCCAUUGCUGGUCUAUAUCUCUGAACUGCCGCGCUUGGACGAAUUCGAAUGGCGCAAAAAUGACGGGCCCUAUGCCAUUGUCUUGGCACCAACUCGUGAAUUGGCCCAACAGAUUGAGAUCGAAGCCAAGAAGUUCACACAGCCCCUUGGUUUCAACGUUGUCAGUAUUGUUGGUGGUCACUCCAUUGAAGAGCAAGCAUUCAGUCUCCGCGAUGGUGCAGAGAUCAUUAUCGCUACACCCGGUCGUCUCGUAGACUGUAUCGAGCGCCGGAUGCUUGUACUCAGUCAAUGCUGCUACGUGAUUAUGGAUGAAGCCGAUCGUAUGAUUGAUCUUGGUUUCGAAGAGCCAGUGAACAAGAUCCUCGACGCUCUGCCCGUCACCAACGAAAAGCCCGACACAGAAGAAGCUGAAAACCCCCGUGCCAUGCAGCAACAUCUGGGUGGAAGAGAUCGUUAUCGCCAAACAAUGAUGUACACAGCCACCAUGCCUGCUGCCGUGGAGCGCAUUGCACGGAAAUAUCUUCGCCGUCCAGCCAUCAUCACCAUCGGUGGUGUCGGCGAAGCAGUCGAUACAGUCGAGCAGCGUGUCGAAAUGAUCUCCGGCGAAGACAAGCGCAAGAAGCGUCUCGCCGAGAUUCUCACCUCAGGCGACUUCCGACCACCGAUCAUCGUUUUUGUCAACAUCAAGCGAAACUGUGACGCGAUCGCUCGUGAGAUCAAACAAAUGGGCUUCUCGUCCGUCACAUUGCACGGUUCCAAGACGCAGGAUCAGCGUGAAGCUGCACUUGCGUCAGUACGGAGUGGUUCGACGGAUGUACUGGUCGCCACCGACCUCGCUGGUAGAGGUAUUGAUGUUCCGGAUGUCUCGCUCGUUAUCAACUUCAACAUGGCCACCUCCAUUGAGAGCUAUACGCAUCGUAUUGGUCGUACUGGUCGUGCCGGUAAGAGUGGUGUUGCCAUCACGUUCUUGGGCAGCGAAGACUCCGACGUCAUGUACGACCUCAAGCAAAUGCUCAUCAAAUCACCCAUCUCGAGAGUACCGGAGGAAUUGCGAAAGCACGAGGCCGCCCAGUCAAAACCAACGCGCGGUCAGGGAAAGAAGAUCGAGGAUAGCUCCGGGUUUGGAGGCAAAGGUGGAUGGGCGUAA
This is a messenger RNA of Penicillium diatomitis, 2361 nucleotides long. RefSeq names its product mRNA splicing protein PRP28 (gene prp28). The record is from RefSeq and is a predicted model, not a curated record. The transcript is spliced from 4 exons. NCBI's taxonomy places the organism in Eukaryota, Fungi, Ascomycota, Eurotiomycetes, Eurotiales, Aspergillaceae. Gene Ontology annotation, molecular function: RNA binding; ATP binding; RNA helicase activity. Gene Ontology annotation, cellular component: catalytic step 2 spliceosome. Gene Ontology annotation, biological process: mRNA splicing, via spliceosome. The coding region runs from base 1 to 2361 and encodes 786 amino acids.